CAGGCUUCAGCACAAAAACAGGAUAAACCCUCACUGUCCAGCUUAAACCCUAAUCUCCAACAAUGGAACUGCAGUCAUUUUGCCUUGGAAUUUCAGCCCCGAAUUUCAGAUUAUCAAAUCGGCGCCCCUUCUCAUAUAAAUCUCUGUCUACAAGUAAUUUCCUGUCAAGGGAUCAACGACUUCGUCUUGGAAAUGCAUCCAAAUUGUAUACCAUGCCUAAUUCCCAGAGUGUGUUUAAGGGGUCGACAUUGUUGAGCUCGAAAAGAGGAACUAUAGCAUGUGCUUCCACUCCUGGUACUGUCUCAAACUGGAAUCUGUCGGAAAGGGGACAUUUUGAUGCACUGAUAGGCAGGUUUAAUGGGGCAGAGCCGUUCCGUGGUAAAUCAGGUUCUGUUUCUUUCCAUGGGCUAUCUCAUCAGCUGGUAGAAGAGGGUAAAUUGAUGUCAUCCCCUUUUCAAGAAGAUAAGACCUCAUUCCUCUGGGUUCUAGCUCCUGUGGCAUUGAUAUCCUCAUUGAUUCUUCCACAGUUCUUUCUUGCUAAUUUAAUUGAGGCCUUUGUCAAGGAUGAAAUGCUACUCGAAAUUGCAGUCUCCUUAUCUUUUGAUGCUGUGUUUUAUGGGGGUCUUGGAAUAUUCCUUCUUGUAACCGAUUAUGUCCAAAGGCCAUAUUUGGAGUUCAGUGCAAAGAGAUGGGGUCUCAUCACAGGUCUAAGGGGCUACUUAUCUUCUUCUUUCUUUACAUCGGGAUUGAGGGUUGUUGUUCCCCUCUUUGCAGUCUAUGUAACUUGGCCAGUGCUUGGUUUCCCUGCUUUGGUUGCGGUGGCUCCUUUCCUUGUUGGUUGUGCAGCUCAAUAUGUCUUUGGGAGACUUCUUCAGAGGCGUCAAUCAUCUUGCUGGCCUCUAAUUCCCAUUAUUUUUGAGGUAUAUAGAUUGUAUCAGUUAACCAAAGCAACUCAUUAUAUUCAGAACCUGAUGUUCUUAAUGAAAGACACUGCAGUAUCCCGAGAAAUGAUAGAGAGAGGCAGCGCACUGGUUGGGAUGGUGGUGACAUUCCAAGUCCUAGGUGUGUUUUGCCUUUGGUCAUUGGUGACAUUUCUUAUGAGGCUUUUUCCCUCUAGACCUGUUGCAGAGAACUAUUGAUGUCUGAAGCAAAUGUACAUUCUGUUUCUACAGCGUUCUGUUAGUCUUGGAAACUUUUAAUUGGAAUUGAUUUUGAAUAUUCAUGUGAUCUAAUUGCAACUCUUUGGUUUUUAUGCCCAAAGCGGAUUCAGCUAGUAAUGCAGAAUAAUUCUAGAAGCAUUUA
Rubroshorea leprosula is the source of this 1302-nucleotide messenger RNA. The record is from the annotation of a GenBank genome assembly. NCBI's taxonomy places the organism in Eukaryota, Viridiplantae, Streptophyta, Magnoliopsida, Malvales, Dipterocarpaceae.